Molecule: messenger RNA, 2896 nt
Organism: Neoarius graeffei (lesser salmon catfish)
Lineage: Eukaryota; Metazoa; Chordata; Actinopteri; Siluriformes; Ariidae
Product: FYN-binding protein 1
Exons: 16
Coding region: 615-2273 (552 amino acids)
Biological process (GO): T cell receptor signaling pathway; integrin-mediated signaling pathway; protein localization to plasma membrane
Cellular component (GO): plasma membrane
Molecular function (GO): protein binding
Source: RefSeq, a predicted model, not a curated record
UGUGUAUAUAGACCCCCAAACAGAAAAAGGAAAUUCUUUAUAUGAAUUAAUUUUAGGAAUAUCGUGGUUGGGUAAGUAGAGGGAACAACUCAAAGAUACAAACUUGAAGUAAGGGAGAAACUUGUUGGCAUGCCUAACACUGAUAAGAAUCCACAAGAUUUUCUGGAAGCUUUCUUUUUUCCUCCUUUUACUAUAAGCAACAUUUCACUGAACAGGAUGUUACAUUUUAAACCUCGGCAUUUUAACAGUAUAUGUCUGCAGUGAGAGCAAUGUUUAACAAAGACAGGGAAAUUACUGUGUCGGAGCUACAACUGGCUGACGUACUGCAGCUGAGCUUAUUGAGGUUAACUAACCACAGAUCUUUUUAAUCUGCAUGCGAGCUCGCGAGAGGGCUGUUCCAGAGGAGCUUUAUUUCAGUAUUUAUUUCUAACUUCCUUAUUCUACUUUAAAAUACUGAUGUCGGGUUUAUCUCAACGUUAGUGUACCUGUCAUUUUCUGGACAAAACAACGGUGCUUGUUUAGUGUUGUCUUUCUUGUACAGUUUAACUUUACCUCAGGUCAAUACGAGAAAUGCCACGGAGCCUGUACGGAAAUAAAACUCCGCUCUAACAUACAUGGGGGACAAUGUAGACUUCAAGGCCUUGAGGGCCAAAUUUCAUACUCAAGCAGAAAGGGUCACGUCUAGUGCCGGUGCUUACUCCAGGCCUCACACGGGUGGUCAUUUGCCAGAGACGUCAGAUAAUGGACUGGUCCGAAGCAAGCUUCCACCUGCAGCUCCAAAGCCAGUGCUUCCACUGAACCCCAGCUCUGAACCCAAGAGAUUUAGCCAGAGUCCCCAGGGACUGUUUCCCAGACCUCCACCCUCUCAUCGUGUAGGACCUAAAGAGGAUCCUCAACCGCCUGUCAAUGACACUGAGAAUGCAAGGAAAGUAAAACUGACAGGAGAAUUUCUCCAGAACCAGAUGCGGCAACAUCUUGAGAAGAAGCCCCAGUCAUUUCCCAGACCACUACUGCCAAGCCAGAGGAGCAUGUCAGAGGUAGCUCCCCUGAGAAAACCACUUCCCAAUGUUGGCCAACGACCUGCAAAGCCCAAACGACCUCCGGCUCUCCGGCUGGAUCAUUUUCACGUAAAGGGUGCAGGCUUUCAACCCACCGUCUGUCCAGAUACUAAAACACCUGAGGGGCCACCACGACCACCAAAAACUAAUUUGUUGUCUGCAACACCGCCCAUUAAACAGCGAAACAUUGAACCUGAACAGGACACAUACGAUGACAUCGAUUUGCCCCCACCUCCACCACCACCUCCAAAACCAUCUUCCAGUGAAUCAUGGACAAGCAGUUUCUCAUCUCAGGCUGAUGAGGAGAGUGAUCAGAGUGAAAUUUAUGAGCCUGUUGAGGAUCAGGAGAAGAUUGCACGGCCUGUGGUCUUGGAGAAGAAAAAACUGAAAGAACACAAACGACAGCAAGAAGUGGAAAAGAGAGAGCAAAAAGAGAAGCUGAAAAAAGAAAACGAGUAUCGAAAAAAAUUCAAACUGACUGGAGAAGUCGAGGUGAUCCAUACAGCUCGGGUGAGGGAGGACUGGCAAGGCGGGAAGAACGAUCUGCGUGUGCGGCAGGGAGAGUUCGUGGAGAUUGUGCGUGUGAAAAACAACCCUGAGGGAAGAUGGCUGGCCCGAAACAUGAGUGGGGAAUAUGGAUAUGUCAGUAACACGUGUGUAAAUGUGGAUUAUGAAGAAAUCAAGCGAAAGGUCCGCAGUGAAACUGCACUUCCUCCUCCUCUCCCUCCUCCUGUCCACGAGGACGAAGAUGUCUACGAUGAUGUCGGCGCAGACCCACAAAACAACAGCCUAAAUGUGAGCGGAGAGAUAUAUGAUGAUAUUGAUCAUCCCAUACCAGACGACUUCCCUCUGCCCCCUCCGGAGUUUUGCCAAGACCCUAAAAAAAACAAGAAGCUAGAGAAGGAGGAAAAGGAGUUCAGGAAAAAGUUCAAGUUUGAAGGCCCCAUCCAAGUUCUUUGCUGCAUGAUGGUGGAUCCAAAUGCCAUCAUCAAGAAGGGCAGUGGGAAGGACCUGACUGUGGUGAAGGGCGAAAUUCUUGAAGUCAUUCAGCAGACUAAUGAGAAGAAAGUACUCUGUCGGAAUGAACAGGGCAAAUAUGGAUAUGUUCACAGACAUUACCUUCUACAUGAGGAAAAUGAAAUAUAUGAUGACAUUGACAACGUGACAGAUAUUUAUGAUAAUGAUGUCAGUGGACCAGCGCCACUGCGGUCUUGACAGCCAUCAACAGUACUAUAACGGAGAAGAUGGAUACUUCCUCACGCUUGAGGACAUGAGGACAGGAUGAAGGAUCAUGAGAACCAUUCAAGAAAAUGUUGUACAUUGAAGAAAUAAAUAUAUGUUUUUACUAAGCUGUGAUAUUUUACAUUCUUACAUUUCAUAUUACUAACAGAAAUGAGCAAUAACCUAGUACUAAUUUUACUUCAUAAUUGCAGAACAUAUAGUCCCAUGAACAAAUUGCAAAUGUCCUUCUGUUUUAUUAGCAUGUCCUGAUGAAAAACAAACAUACUUUUGUCACAGUUGAUGUUAUUAAACAGAAAACUAUCACAUAAGGCUUGGGAAAGAACUGAUUGCUUCCAUAAGGUCACUGGGGGCCAAGCAUUUUUGAAGCAACACCAUCUUGAAUAUAAAACUAUACAUUUUAGAAAAGAUCCCUUACAGAAAAACCACGUGAAUUUCACACGUGAUCACAUGUGGUAACAUGUGGAAUACAUGGUAUCAGAUUUUGUAACGUGUUACCACAUAGAGCACAUGUGGAAAACAUGUGAAGUUCAUGUGGUUUUUCUGUAAGAGAUAACAGACAUUAUUGUGUGAACAUAGAAUAAAAGAAUUUGACAAAA